CGUCCCCGCGCGACGCCGGCGCGACCCGCGACAGUUCGCGCCGACGCCGGCGCACGUCCGUUCGCCUCGCACCGAGCGCCCGCGACCGAGCGCCGAUCGGCAUCGCGCGCGCGUGACGCCGUCGCAGAGCGAAUCCCGCGACCGACGCAUCGCAUCGCCACCGUCGCCAUGUCCGCCGCGCUCGCACCGCGCGCGAUCGCCGUCGGCGCCCGCGCGACGCGAAAACCGACGAAGAAAAACUUUCGUCACGCGUUGCGCGCGGUCGUGGACAGCGAGACGCCGCAGGGAGACCAAACGAAGCCGAUGCAGGUGCAACGCCCGACACGCGAUGCGGUGACGCUGCGUCCGGCGGGGGUGAGCGACGCGGUGGUGGAUUCGAGCAAGGCGCUCGAGGCGCUCGCCGCGCUCGGAGGAAAUCCGUACGAGAGCGAACGCAAGUCGUCCAUCGUGACGGUGGGAUUGAGCAUUCACAACUGCCCGGUGGAGAUUCGGGAAAAGAUGGCGGUGCCGCCGGAGGCUUGGAACGAUGCGGUGGCGGAGCUUUGCGCGUAUCCACACAUCGAGGAGGCUGGGAUCCUGUCGACGUGUAAUCGCAUGGAGAUUUACGUCGUGGCGCUGAGCUACGAGCGUGGGUUGAAGGAGGUCGAGGAGUGGAUGGUGAAGCACUCGGGCGUGGAUGUGGAGUCGCUUCGCGAGCACUUGUUUGUGCUCAAGGAUCGCGAGUCCACGGGACAUUUGUUGAAGGUUUCGGGUGGGUUGGAUUCGGUUGUGAUGGGUGAAGGACAAAUCUUGGCGCAGGUGAAGAGCGUAUUCGCGAUGGGUGAAAGUGAAAAGGCGUUUGGUCGCCACUUGACUGGGUUGUUCAAGGCGGCCAUCACCGCCGGGAAGCGCGUGCGCAGCGAGACUUCCAUCGCCUCUGGCGCCGUGUCUGUGUCUUCCGCCGCGGCUGAGCUGGUGCAGAUGAAGCUUCCUUCGCAAUCGUUCGAAGGCGUCAGGGUGCUCAUCGUCGGUGCGGGGACGAUGUCCAAGCUCUUGGUCAAGCACUUGGCGUCCAAGCGCUGCACGGAGAUGACCAUCGUGAACCGUACCAAGCCGCGCGCCGAGGCGCUCGCAGAAGAGUUCCCGGAGGUUAAUAUGCGUAUCGAACUCAUGGAUCAGUUCCUGACGCUCGCGGGCGAGCAUGACGUGAUUUUCACAGCCUCCAGCGCGGUCGAUCCGAUCAUUUGCAAGGACGACUUGGCCAAGAUGUCGGUGUGCGGCGACGCCGUCGGCGGCAAGCGUCGCUUGGUGGACAUUGCCGUGCCGCGUAACGUGGACGCUAACUGCUGCGAAGACCCCAACACGCUGGUUUACAACGUUGACGACCUGAAGGAACUCGCUGAGAUCAACAAGGCGAAGCGCGAAGCCGCGGGUCUCGAGGCUGAAGCGCUUUUAUUAGAGGAGCAACGCAACUUCGAGGCGUGGAGAGAUAGCUUGGAAACCGUCCCGACGAUCAAGCGCUUGCGUCAAAAGGCUGAAAAUAUCCGUAGCGCGGAAUUGGAUAAGGCUAUGACCAAGCUCGGCGAUGGGUUGACGAACAAGCAAAAGAAGGCCGUCGAGGAACUCUCCCGGGGCAUCAUCAACAAGAUUUUGCACGGCCCGAUGGCGGCGCUUCGCUCGGAUGGCUCCGACCCCACCGCCGUCGCUUUGACCCUCGUCAAUAUGCACGCACUCGAGCGUAUGUUCGAUUUGCGCAAUGUCGACGAAGACUAAGCAGUCGGCGACAAUUAAGCCCUGUUAUUAUCGCGCGCAAGCGCGACUUCACGUUGAUUUCUCCUAGUCUGGCGACCGACGGACGUCGGUGCCUCUCUCGAAUCUCGACCAAUACAACCGAGUCAUUCGAGCCACAUUCAAGUUCCAUCGCGCGCGCGCGCGGUGGUGCAGCUGACUGAGCGCCUCUUUAAGCUUUAGUUUUCGAGAACCUGUAAAAUACGUCUAUUCUGAAUCGAAGUCAUUGCCGCGACUCAACCGCCGCGCGCG
This is a messenger RNA of Ostreococcus lucimarinus CCE9901, 2019 nucleotides long. RefSeq lists its product with no specific name. The record is from RefSeq and is a predicted model, not a curated record. The transcript is spliced from 2 exons. Gene Ontology annotation, biological process: tetrapyrrole biosynthetic process. Gene Ontology annotation, molecular function: glutamyl-tRNA reductase (NADP+) activity; NADP binding. NCBI's taxonomy places the organism in Eukaryota, Viridiplantae, Chlorophyta, Mamiellophyceae, Mamiellales, Bathycoccaceae. Bases 169 to 1752 code for a protein of 527 amino acids.